GGGGCGUCAUUCUCAACAACUUCCGUCAUUUGUCGGGGCAUGUUUGUUUAAAAGUUGUUAAAGCAGAUGCAGCUCGUAAACAAAGUUUUUCGUCCUGGAAACACGUCGCUAAAAGAAGAAGUCGAGGAAGCGGUUCCUGUGGUCCUGCUGCACCAUCAUGCUUUCCACAGCCACCAGAAACUUUGUGGAGGAGGUGGAUCGUGGUGGGUUGUUGGUCCCAGUUUGCAGUCUCAAUGACACUAUUAACCUUCUGACAGUGGUGGUGAAGCGAAAGCGUAAAUGGGUCUGGCAGAAGCCCAGGUAUCUUCCCACUGACUUUAGCCUCAAUGAUAUACUGAAAGGAGAUCCACCCAUAAAACCAGCUGUCACAGAGACAGACUUCAUCAAGUACAACGGGACAUUCGGGGGCAACCUUCAGGCGAGCGUGGAUGCAAGUUUUGAACAUUCCACUGUGAAAAUACAGGGCAAAGAGUCUUCCAAACUGCAGUCAUCCUUUGGUAGUUUGAAGAAACAAGAAGUGGACGUACCGUCGCUCCUUCGAGAUACCAACGACAGGAUGCUGGACAUGUCCCACUGUCUGAUCCAGCAGAUGAAGGAGAAGCAGAGGCAAGUGUUUGGUGUUGUGAAGGAGCGUAUUGUGACCACACAGCCCUGUUCUGUCAUAGAGGACAUGCAGCUGGGAGGACAGUGUGGAGGAGGUCUGACCUGCGGGCCCAAGAUCACUAAGAUUUCCUUGAAAGAAAAUGGAAGCCUGAACAAUGACAGUAAUGUUACCAUGGAGAUACCCCCUCACACUACCAUCGCCUAUGGCCUCGUCGAACUGGAGGUCAAAGCUUGUGGACGGUUUGAGCUGUGCGUGAUGUCGGGUAUAAGUGGGGGUUUUGAGGUUGAUGGAUCUGCAAAGGAAGUGGGCGUGAGUGCCGUGGAUGCUGGUGUGCAUGCAUCUGAAGAUAGCUGUGUUACACAUGAACUGGAGCAGCUCAAUCAUCAUUUCCAGCUGCUCUCAGACCUUCCGGCCUCCACGCGCUCCUCUCUACUCUGUCAGCUUACGAUGCUUAUGGAGGAGCAAGGAGCCAUUAGUGCGCUACAGAAUGUGCUGGAACGAAUGUGCCUGAGUCCGAGUGCUGCACCGGUUGACGUUAACGUGGUGUCCGAGAAACAAAGGUUCAAGGACUUUUUGAAUCUUGUGGAGUCGGCUGAGCCAGACCUGUCGGUUCUCGGGGCCGUGCACCUCCUCACGAGUGCUUUGGAUGAAAUGACAAGCGAUGGUCUUGCUGUUUUGGCCAAGUGCUGUCGUCCAUCUGUCUUACAGAUCCUGGAGCUCCUGGUGCAGUGUGCGGUGGGAAAAGGACAGAAGCCUGUGAGCAGCACUGUGCUGACAGACCAUGACUCUGGGAUGAUCGAACAUCUGUUGGUCUCCUCUAACAUGUCCCUGAAGAGAGACGGGGACACAGUGAAGACAGAAAUACACCAGCAGCCAGGAAACCUUCAUCUAGUCUGCUGCAUCGCUGUCAGAGGUCUUAGCACAUUGGCACAGUGAACUUGAAAGACUACGGUGACCAAGAGAGGGCACAACAGUAGCAAAUGUGGAAAACACCUGCAGCAGUUUGGCAACAGGU
Molecule: messenger RNA, 1619 nt
Organism: Thalassophryne amazonica
Lineage: Eukaryota; Metazoa; Chordata; Actinopteri; Batrachoidiformes; Batrachoididae
Product: gasdermin-E-like
Exons: 10
Coding region: 158-1540 (460 amino acids)
Biological process (GO): programmed cell death
Cellular component (GO): cytoplasm
Source: RefSeq, a predicted model, not a curated record